Molecule: messenger RNA, 1899 nt
Organism: Suillus plorans
Lineage: Eukaryota; Fungi; Basidiomycota; Agaricomycetes; Boletales; Suillaceae
Exons: 6
Coding region: 1-1899 (632 amino acids)
Source: RefSeq, a predicted model, not a curated record
AUGAGCGAUGUAUAUAUGCGGGAGAUUGUUGAUCUGUCAGCAAAGAAACACGGCUCUCAUUUUGCUGUGUCACACACCUCUGUAGAACAACUAGAGGAAUUUAAUAUGGAUCUGCUUGGGAGAGGCAUGCAGCGGCUCGCACCAAAACUGUGGGGUCUGUUAGAUAAGCUGCUAUUCGCAGGAAAGAAGUCUGUUGGUGUAGCAGUCGUUAUUUUCAGCAUAAUCAUGCAAACUGCAAACCAAAAAUCAAACACGUUUCAAAGCAUCUUUGGUAUCUUUCUGCAGUCCGCACACGCACCUCAAAAGGUCAUAGAGACACUAUCACGGAUGGGAAUCUGUGUCUCCGUUGAUUCGAUCAAUACAGCUGUCACGUCGUUGUCAAAGGAGGCUCACCGUGGCAUUUCUGCUCUGGGGCGGACCCUUCUCGCAUCCUAUGCAUACGAUAAUUUUGAUGUGGACCUUAAAUCGACUGUUCAUACAGUUGACAAGUCAGAAGAUACGCUCAAACAUCUUACCGCUGGCCUCCUUUUUCCGCUACAGCAUGGUACUACUCUCGACAACUUGCAUUGCUUGAAAGCCUUGUGGGAAAGAUCGCUACUCAACCCGCAAGACCGCCUGGGACAUCUGGAGUCAGUAGAAAUGAUCCCUGUGGCCAAAACAAAGAUUCUAGCCUCACGAGCGAUGGAUAUCAGUAAUUCAACGGUAUCUGGGAACAUCAACUCAGUACUUGAGUUAUUGAAGCAGGGAGAUAUUGAAGAUCCGGCAGAAUGUGACCCCCUGCAAGGACUAGAUGUAUCAGAGUACGUCACGCUAUUCCAUGGCGACCUUGGCACAGGCGAACGACUCCAAGCAGCACUCCAGCGACGCGCAAUUGAAAACACACCUUGGAAUUGCCUCCAGCACGUCAUCUUUAUUCCAGGUUUAUUUCAUUUGAAGAUGGCAAGCGCAGAUGCCAUCUGGCGCACCUUCUUGCAGCAUUCCUUGGCGCGACUAGAUGAGAACGCGUUGAUGCGGGAUGUUGGGAUUCUUCGAUUUAAAGAAACAGGUAUAUAUGGCUCGAAGCCUGGGUUUCGUAGAAUGCACCAGCUCAUCACCUAUUCUGGUAUCUGCCGGCGCCUUGAUUGUUGGAGAGUUGAGGUAAAAAAACGUGUUUCCUCACAUGUGGACUUGGAUUCCUUUGCAGCGUCAGAGCCGCUAUUUGAUGAUCUACUUGUGAUAGCAGAUGUAAUUGCAAAGGAGUAUGUUGCUGAUCACAGACUUCGGCGGAUGAGAUCAAAAGAUGUCACUCAGUGUGAUGGAGAAUAUGAAAACGCGCUGCUCAACAAGUACAUGCUACUAUAUGAGGAACUUUCAUACGCUAUGAAUAUUGGGGAUAUUGGGCGAGUGGAAACGUGCAUUGUUGCGUGGAUCCUGAUAUUUAAGGCAACCGGGAAGCAUAAAUAUGCGACGCACAUGUCAGAUUUUCUAUCCAAUGUUCACUUUGUAUACCCAGAUGGCUUGCGGAGAGCCGUUCGAUAUCAUAUUCUUGUGAACCCAUCGGGAAAGGCAGGCAGCUUCCGAGCCGUUGACUGGUGCAUGGAAUUAAAUAACUUGUAUACAAAGGUUAUUCACGGCGGCAAGGGCCCUAAUCGCACCAUAGACCGUAUAAUCUUGGAAUCCCCCCUUGUACAGGUUUAUCGUAACUUACAACGGGUUUUCGAAGAAAAUUUCUUGCAUUCACACCUCACAACUCGACAUGCUAUCGUUGACAUGACGCGGACGUUCAAUGAGCUCUGUAGGUACAUAGCACAGCACUCCCCGCAUGAACCGGUGCUCGGACGAAAAAGCAAACACUCUAUUCCCGAUCUCUACAGUAAAGGUCUCGAAUUAAUAGAUAAACAAUUGGUUCUUAGACAGUAA